This is a messenger RNA of Numida meleagris (helmeted guineafowl), 3834 nucleotides long. RefSeq names its product myosin XIX (gene MYO19). The transcript is spliced from 26 exons. Gene Ontology annotation, molecular function: ATP binding; actin filament binding; microfilament motor activity. Bases 304 to 3192 code for a protein of 962 amino acids. The record is from RefSeq and is a predicted model, not a curated record. Gene Ontology annotation, cellular component: actin cytoskeleton; cytoplasm; vesicle. NCBI's taxonomy places the organism in Eukaryota, Metazoa, Chordata, Aves, Galliformes, Numididae. Gene Ontology annotation, biological process: actin filament organization; vesicle transport along actin filament.
AGGGUGUCAUCGAUGUAGAGGGGAAUCUGCCUCUUCUCGAAGGGGAACUCCUCCUCCCCGUCCCUGCAGACCGCCACCAGCCGCGCCAUCUCCGCCGCGUCCCCGCGCUGCAGCCUGCGAGCAGGGAGCGCCCAGAGCAGCGGGACUUGGGGAUGGCUGCAGAUUGCCGGGAAACUUGACUGAUUCAAGAGGAGGAGAGCGGCGGUUUGUGCUGCGGGCUCUUCGGGCUGGGCUGCACGAGCGAAGCCCCCGACACACGGCCGGCACGAGUCGCCCGCAGCGCCGCGCUGGAGAAGUGCCAAGAUGCCAAAGCAGGUAAACUGCCAAAAAGAAGAUUCCGUCACCCAGAAUGACCUGAAUGUAUCAUAUGAAGAAGAAGUCAGGGCUUUUCUCAGUGAUGAAGAGAAGCUGCAUCUUUUUGAUGAUCUCACAAAAGUUAAUCCGGUGACGACGACGACAGUUCUGAAAUGUCUUCAAGCAAGAUACACAGUAAACUUGUUUUAUACAAAUGCUGGCUGCAGCCUGGUGGCUUUAAAUCCAUUUCAGCCUAUCUCCUGCCUCUAUUCACCCGAGCUUAUGAGAGAGUACCAUGUUGCAGUUCGCCCCCAGGAUUUAAAACCUCACAUCUUUGCAGUGGCUGAAGAAACCUACAGAAAUGUUCAAAGCCAGAUAGACCCCAUAAACCAGUGUAUCAUUGUUAGUGGAGAAAGUGGUGCUGGGAAGACCUGGACAUCUCGCUGCCUUAUGAAAUUUUAUGCUUCUGUUGCUGCUUCUGUAACCUCCCCAAAAGGCAAUGAAGCUGUGGAACGGAUAGAGAAGAGAGUGCUGGAUUCCAACCCUAUCAUGGAAGCAUUUGGAAAUGCAUGUACCCUGAGGAAUAACAACAGCAGCCGUUUUGGAAAAUAUAUUGAGCUUCACUUGGACAGGUUCCACCAUCUGAGUAGUGCUUCUAUUCAGACUUUCCUUUUGGAGAAGACAAGAGUUGCCUAUCAGGCCCCCAAUGAAAGAAACUUUCAUAUUUUUUAUCAGAUCACAAAAGGUGCCACUGCAGAGGAGAGACUGGCAUGGAACCUUCCAGAAGGGGCUGACUACCGCUGGCUGCCAAAUUCUGACAGAAACUUAGAAGAGGACUGCUUCGAGGUGACCAGAGAUGCAAUGUUUCACUUGGGCAUUGACCGCUCCACGCAGAACAAUAUUUUCAAGGUAUUGUCAGGCCUUCUCCAUCUUGGGAACAUUCAAUUCUCUAAUCCAGUGGAUGAAUCACAGCCUUGUGAACUAGAAGACAAAGCCAAAGUCUUUGUGAAGACUGCAGGAGACUUGCUGAAGAUACCUGUCGACAAGCUACUGGAAUCAUUGAGAAUUCGAACAAUAACUGCUGGAAAACAACAGCAAGUCUUCAAGAAGCCGUGCUCUAGAACUGAAUGUGACACUAGGAGGGACUGCCUUGCCAAAGUGAUCUAUGCUAAGUUGUUUGAAUGGCUCGUUUUGGUCAUAAACGAAAGCAUUUAUGCAGAUACGUCAUUGUGGACCAGCUUCAUAGGUUUGUUGGAUGUUUAUGGUUUUGAAGCCUUCCCUGAAAACAACUUGGAACAGCUUUGUAUUAAUUAUGCCAAUGAGAAACUGCAGCAGCACUUUGUAGCACACUAUCUGAAGGCUCAACAGGAAGAAUAUGCAGCUGAAGGUCUACAGUGGUCUUUCAUAAACUACCAGGACAACCAGAGUUGCCUUGAUCUGAUAGAGGGCAAUCCUCUCAGCAUUUUUUCUCUGCUGAACGAGGAAUGCCGUUUGAAUAGAUCCUCUAAUCCUGACCUGUUUCAAACUCGGAUUGAAAAAGCUUUGUCUGACAAUCAAUGUUUAAGUCGAGACAAGUUUAGUAAGAAGCCUAACUUCAUUAUUUCACAUUAUGCUGGAAAAGUCUGCUAUCAGCUGGAAGCAAUGGUAGAGAAAAAUAAGGACCCCAUUCCACCAGAACUUGUCCAUGUUCUGCAAAAUUCUAAGGAUGCUUUGCUUCAAAGAUUAUUUCCUAUUGCAGAAAGCAACCAAAAUAAUACCAAAACACAGAACAGAGCAGCUGUUGUUACAGUGGUGUCAAAGUUCAAGAGUUCACUUGAAAAUCUCAUGCAGAUCUUGAAUAGCACCAAACCGCAUUACAUCCGAUGCAUCAAGCCUAAUGCUGACUGCAAGGCAAUGACUUUUAGAAGAGAAGAGGUUCUUAGCCAGCUUCAGGCAUGUGGAAUAGUUGAAGCCAUCACCAUCAGCGCAGCAGGCUUCCCUAUUAGGAUCUCUUUCCAAAGCUUCACUGAUCGCUACAAAAUACUGAGAAAAUCACAUAGGUCCAGUAAAAACAGUGCAUAUGAUAAAAGCAACUACCCUGCUGCCAAGAAAAAAGGCGAGACUGCAGCGGAGGAUGACAACAACGCAUCACGUUCUGUCAUUGUUGAGAUCCUGCAGAAUGUUGUUAUGGGACAAACUGCUGCUGAGCCAACAGGGAAGGGAUCAGAGAAUACUCCAGUGUACUGUGGCAAAACCAAAGUAUUUAUGGCUAAUUCUGUGCUAGAGCAACUUGAAGCUAGAAGAGCAGAGGUGUUAAAUGAGAAAGCAUUUUGCAUUCAGUGUUGGUGGAGAAGAUUUAAACAGAAGAAACUUGCAAAGGAGAAAAGGUCUGCAACCCUCAUCCAAGCAGCUGUUCGCUCCUGGUUAGCCAAGAACCGCUUCCAAAGGAUGCGCAGGGCUGCAGAUGUCAUUAAGCAUGGAUGGAGGAAAUGGAAAGCAAAAAUGGCUGCUUUAGCAGCAGCAGAAUUAGAUGAGGGUGAUGAAAAUGCACCUUUCUCAGCAAGGUCAGCCAGAUCACCUUCCUUUUUGGAAACAGCUUGGCCUCUACAUGCAGUCAUUCAGUUCUGGCCUCUUGGCCUCGUCCUGUCUGCUGCACCUGUUACCGUAGUGGGACUCCGGAGAGAGCUGUCCCUGCUGGCAUGCUUGAAAGUACUUCAGGGGAUUGGCUGCUACAAGAUGGAAAGCAGCUUCUUAGGCUGUGGCAUCACUUCUAUUAGAGCUCUCCCACAGGGCUCUGUCAGGUUUCACUGCAAGAAGUCUCCCCUGCAUUACGCAAAUGUCAGUCCCCACACAGCUGCCUAUUCUAUCACCGGAUUUAACCAGAUUUUAUUGGACAGAAAAGAACUGCUUCCAACAUAACUUUUGGCCAUCCGCGUGCAUGCAUUUUUUCCUUCAGGGAAGGACUGUCUGCAGGCUGCUGCUUUUCAAGUUGCUCAACAUCCCUAUCUGCUGCUACCUCAGAGUUUUCUAUAAUCAUGCAGUGUAUGUAUAUUAUAAUUCAAAUUUAGACUGCAGGGGAGGCAUUCCUUCCCUCACACGCACACAUACUAGACGAAAUAAUCAGUACUAUGAGAACACUCAAUAGAUCAAGUGCUUUAAAGAGUAUAUACUUGAACAAAACACUUCUGGCAGUACAUGGUCAAAACGAGAGACUGGUAAUGAGACAGCAAAAAAGGCAAACACUUCUGAUGUGUGCCAGGUUCUUGUUGGGAGGUACCACAUUUAGUAACCUGUGUCCAAGGAAGUAAGUUGCAGUCAACUGUAACACUAAAGGCAGAUGUCUCAGGGAAAACCAAGACAAAACUCUUGGUUUUUAAUAACAGGACCAAAAUACAUUGUGGUCUGUCUGUUUCUAACACAACCUAGCCAACAACAUUACCUCUGGAGGGACCAAGGUUCUCACUGGGGCACCCUGUACCGCCUGUUGUGCAUUUGGGUCUUGAAAAUGUUCAGCUUUUCUAUGUAUGCCACAUCUAAAUAAACUAUCAAGUAUCUUGUGAA